AAAAUGAAUUCACGAGGUAAUGCUAUUAGUUAGAGGGAAUAUACAAUAUAUAAUGUUUAAAAUAUUGAAGCGUAUAAAUCAUUUCUAUUAUUCUGUGAGCAUUAAAAUUAAUACAGUUAAUGUGUAAAAUUGUUAGUGGCAACAAAUGAUAAACAUUUCAGUCAGAGAAUAGUUUGUCCGAUUACAAAAAAAUAAUAGUCUAAGUUGGUUGAUUCCAUUACUAGAUAUUUAAUACUGUUUCAGUGUCCAGUAAAAUUUCAAGUAAAAAUAUAUGAGUGAAUCACUUUCAUCACACAAUGGUCUGUGUUAAAGAGGUUUCAUUUCAUUCUAAAUUUUAGAACCUAAUUAUAAUCAAAUUAUAUUGCAGAAUAAUUUACUGUUUGACCUCCAUUCAUUCAGAUUACUCAGUAUAAAUUUGUCCCUGACUCUUCAAUACAAUUUUUGUAAUCUCCAUUUUAGAGUGAACUAUUAUUAUUCAUUUGAGUUCCGAAAAACUGAUAUAUUCAUUUACCACCAGUUAAGCAUCAACAAAUAAAGAGGUUUCAGUGUCAAAUAAUAUCAAUACUGUACCUCCCGUACUAAUACAUCGAUUUCGGCAUUUUUAAUAAAUUCACUGUCUCUGACUAGUUGAAUUAAUUCUUGGAUUCGUUAGUAAAUAUUAAUGAUCCCACCAAAAAUUAAUCACUCAACACUUAUGAUCAAAAUGCUGACAUAAUUAGAAUGAACUUCAUGCAAAUUUUAGAAAAUAAUUAUAAUGGAAGUUGACAGAAACUACGUUUCACGGCGUUAUUAGUUCUCUAUUAUGCUGUAGUGAAGACAGGUCAACAGGUUAGCAGGUCAUAUAAUAGAUUUCGAUCCUCUUGAUAAAUUCUUCCAUUUAGACACUAGUAUCUAUAAUUGAAAACCGCUGAAUGAGGUGAGUGAUUUCAAAUAUACAGAACACAUUCAGUAGGGUUUAUCGUCUAUGCAUCAGUGUUUGUCGCUUCAUUAAAUUCCUCAAAAUGAUGUAUAUCCAGAUACUUGAUGUGUCCUAAUAUCCGCUCGUUAAUUAGCAUUGAUGUUUCAUUACACUUGAUGAUUAGAAUUAUCAUUAAAAUCAAUCAUGAAAGAAAGUCAUCGUUGAGAAAACUUUCAAAAUUAUGAAUGCGUUUAGUCAUUGUGUUGCAAAUCAAGUUUACAUAAAUGAAUUCGGGUUUUUUUGAACGUCAAUCGAGAGAAAUAAGUUGAUUUUAAUUGUAAAAAUAUUUAAUAGAAGUAACGCAAUCCGUUAGGGUGAGGAUGAAAGAAAAGAUGACAAUAAGUAAUAGUCUGUUAUUCACCGUGAUCUGUCUCUGUUGUCAUAUGUGUAUUGUAAACGAAAGGCUUUGAUGUACCGUUAAGUCACAGAUCUUAGUAUGUUUGUUUCCUGACUGGAAGUCAUGAAUAUCAGCAACGGGAAAUUAGAAAGUCUCAUCAAUACCUUUACACAUGUUGAAUAAAUCGAAGCAUGUCUAGAUUCAGUGGCUCAUUGGAUAAUGAGUUUGAGUUUGAAUUGAAAGGUUCAGGAUUUUAGUGCUAGUCUAUAUGAAUGGUAGAUCCAGGUGACAAGUCCCAAAUAAUAUGAAGUGUAUGUUAUAGAUUCAGCUGCUAGCCACAUACCAAAUGCAGUAAGAAAAUCAUUCUAAACAAAAUUUGAUAUUGAUUCUUUUCUUAUUUCGACACCUACAUAUCUUGUAGUAUAUAAUCGUAAUUUUUAUGUUCUAAAAAGCUUGAAAAGUUAUGAGCACUCUAUGAUGACGACGGGACGCAAAAUGUUUGAGCGUUACUUUCCGGAGAUACAAAUGAUAAGGUUCGAACAGGUAGGUAAAUGAAUUUUUUCCGCUAAAGUUUAUGCUGAUAAUGGAUUAUUUUUUAGAAAAAAGAGCAAUUGUAAGUUCAAUUCGUAUCUCCCAUUCUGCAAUACCAAACCCAUAUGUUUUGGAAACUAAAAGAGAAAGGACUUCUCAUUUGUGUUUUGUUGAAUUGUACCUGUCUUGUGAAGCUGACUAUAUUUUGAUUACUUCAAAUGCUAGUUGUUACUUCGAAUUACACAAUCAUUUCCAUUGAUGUUAUUGUAGUAAAAAUUUGUUCCUUGUAAAUGGCCAAGUUGGAAUUAUUUCUGUGAGAAUUUCUCAGAAAAACAAUAAUCCUUUAGAUGCAUUUUAGAGCGUGUUUCUUUAAAUUUUAUUCCAACCAAUGAGACAGUCAAAUUCCUAAUGACCAAUUAGGUUAUACAAAUAGUUGCUAUAUAAAUAUACUCAUCCAUCAGUAUGGUUUAUUUAAUUAUAUUGAACAGAACCGUGGAAAUGAAGAUUCUUGCAGUUUUCGGUAUUAUGUUAACUUAUUUCUGUGCAGUAACGUUCGGAGCUGAAAGUCUUCACCAAUGUAACAAAGAUUUUGAGGCAACGAUGGAAUUUUGUUUCAAACAGAACAUAGCUUAUUCACACAAGUUCACGGACUUAAAGAGUUUGAGAAAUGCUUGCAUGAGUGAUAGAUAUUGCAAACCUAAAGCAAAGAAUUGUCUUUUAUCUGCACUUCAAGGUUCGACAUUCAUUAACUGUCCUUUACAAAGAACCUAUAUAAAAUCAAUAGAUCGUAUGUUCUGAUAACAUCCGGUCAUCUCUUAGUCUAUUAUUUGAAUUUGUAAUGUACAGAUAAAUAAAUUCUUUAUUUUAUCAACUAUGA
Molecule: messenger RNA, 2703 nt
Organism: Schistosoma mattheei
Lineage: Eukaryota; Metazoa; Platyhelminthes; Trematoda; Strigeidida; Schistosomatidae
Source: the annotation of a GenBank genome assembly